This is a messenger RNA of Porites lobata, 399 nucleotides long. The record is from the annotation of a GenBank genome assembly. Lineage: Eukaryota; Metazoa; Cnidaria; Anthozoa; Scleractinia; Poritidae.
CCUUCGGUCGGAAAAGCGUUUGUAGUUGGCCCCGGUUACGCGCCAAUUCCAGGGAAACUGGUGGCCAAAAUAACCAGUGGCGCCUUCGUUGAGCUUGCGGAUCUUCUAGCCGAGAACAUACCUCCUCAAGAGGCCGAGCCUCAUACUUAUUUGGAUGGUAAACUACUUGUUGCCCGUGGCAAAAAAAUGGUGGUAGAGAUAACCGAUAUUCUCACAUGGAUUCAGGCCUUUACCAUUUACCAGUGGAUCUUCUGCAGUACUUACCCUUCUCGCUGGCAGGAUACUACCCAGUAUAAGUUAUUGAUCCUCCAGACGGCUUCUCAGUUUCCUGGACCAGCUUGGUUGAACUACGACGCGGCAUUCAGGAAGGAUGCUGCAGCCUCUCUUCUAGCAGAUUGA